AAGUCCUUUGUCGCCUCAAGUAGUCCAAGCCGCCCAACAGCUCAUGGCUUUUCGUGCCUUCAGCUGCCGCUUUGCUCGCGCAGCUGGCAGCAAGCUGCGCAACGCAGCCCGACCUGCAUUGGCCAUUGCAGCUACCGGGUCGGUGGCCGGAUAUGUUUGGAGCAAGCCAAGCGCUUGUGAGGCAUCUCCUUUGGUUGACGUGUCGCGCUUGACCAAAGUGGCCAAGACGGAAGAUGUGGGUUUGUUGCCGCAGCCUACCAAACCAAAGUUCAAAACUGCACUUGUGCAGAUCUAUGUGCCAUCACAGCCGUUUGGUGGCUCUGACAAAAGCAACAGCGGUCACAGAUAUGACUCUAUACCCAUUGCCAACGGGAUGAUUGCAUCUGGCAUGAGCUGCCAGCUUAUCCACUAUGUCCCUGAGGACCAUGAUGCAUUCUUCAAAGUGAUGGAAGGCUUUGAUGCCGUGAUCGUGCGAUGCAAUCCAGGACAAAUCAAUGCAGCGGGCGGGGAUCAGAUGAAGUUCGACGAUGCAAUGCGAGCACUGCAAAAAAAGGGCAAGCAAGUCUGGCCAUCUCCGGAUGUGAUGACCAACAUGGGGGCCAAGGAUGCCCUGUGCAAGAUUGCCAACCUGUCCAUCGGGUUGCCCGACACUUUGGCCUAUUACACGCCCGAAGAGUUUGCAGCUGGCUUCAAGAAGACCAUGGCAUUUCAACCGCGUGUCAUCAAGCAAAACAGAGGUUCAUCUGGCGAAGGGAUUUGGAUUAUCAAACUCAAAUCAGGAAACUAUUGCAAGAAUUUCGGUGACCGGCUUUGCGGGGAUGAUGAAGUUUUGGAGAUGAUGGAGGCUUGCGACAACCAUUCCGAGACACAUACGGUGGCAGAGUUUGUUGAGUUCUGCGUCAAUGGUCGGACGGCCAAAUCGGGAAAAUGGGACACCAUUGGCACUGGCAAAUAUUUGGAGGGAGGAAAGGCUGCAGGAGGCCAAUUGGUCGACCAACGCUUUUGCCCCAGGAUUGUGGAAGGUGAAGUGCGAAUGAAUAUGAUUGGUGACACUUGCACUGGCAUCAUUCACAAGAAGCCCAAAGCUGGUGGUAUCAGUGCGGUGGGCGGCACCGGCUCAAUCUACACAUUCUAUUCUCCUGAUUGCGAAGAGUUCAAGCAGCUGUCCGAGGACUUUUUGAAGACUUCCAUCCCGACACUCAUGGAGAGUCUUGAUUUGAAGGGUGAGCCUUUGCCGCUUUGGUGGACUGGGGACUUCAUCAACUCUGAUCCUGGAAAGCCUGGCACCCCUUGCACCAUCGACAAAUGGAUCGUCGGUGAGUUUAAAUUGCUCGUGUGUUGGCAUAUCGAAAUGUCUCCCGGCAUAUUGCAACGCCGAGAAACCUAACGCCAGCGUUUUUGACAUCCCCGUGAAGGAUUGGAUAGAGGCGACAUACCUGGGCAAUUUGAUGGGUCAAAAGGCGCUAGCAAUUCUGGAGGGCCAAGGCGCCAAGAUGUCCACAGGAGCCACGAAAGUGCUGACCCGCAUUGAGGCUUUGCGUGGCGCAACCAAGGCCGGCGUUCUGAGCAGCGAGGAAGCAGGAGGCAUGCUGGACAAACUUUUCGAUGUCUGAAGAGGAUCCACUUGGGAGAAUUUGAAAGUUCCCAUAUUUCUCGCGGACGAUCGGUUCUACAUUUACGCAAAUGCACCGAUAAGAAAGAGAUGUAUUAAGUGACAAUGUAUGUUGAAUUUUGAAUUUCAUCCAGAAAGGCAAAUACGAUAAGGUUUCCCGAGCAAAUGACGGACAUAAUUAUUUAAGACCGCGAAGAUAAUAUAUCGUA
Durusdinium trenchii is the source of this 1821-nucleotide messenger RNA. NCBI's taxonomy places the organism in Eukaryota, Dinophyceae, Suessiales, Symbiodiniaceae. The record is from the annotation of a GenBank genome assembly.